This is a messenger RNA of Trichechus manatus latirostris (Florida manatee), 6918 nucleotides long. It is a transcript of the gene AKAP6, whose product is annotated as A-kinase anchoring protein 6. The transcript has 12 exons. Gene Ontology annotation, molecular function: transmembrane transporter binding; protein kinase A binding. The record is from RefSeq and is a predicted model, not a curated record. Bases 1 to 6909 code for a protein of 2302 amino acids. Lineage: Eukaryota; Metazoa; Chordata; Mammalia; Sirenia; Trichechidae. Gene Ontology annotation, cellular component: perinuclear region of cytoplasm; sarcoplasmic reticulum.
AUGUUAACCAUGAGUGUGACACUUUCCCCCCUGAGGUCACAGGACCUGGAUCCCAUGGCUACUGAUGCUUCACCCAUGGCUAUCAACCUGACACCCACUGUGGAGCAGGGUGAGGGAGAAGAGGCGCUGAAGGCCAUGGAUUCUGACCAGCAGUAUGAAAAACCACCCCCACUGCACACAGGGGCCGACUGGAAGAUUGUCCUCCACUUACCAGAAAUUGAGACCUGGCUCCGGAUGACCUCAGAGAGAGUCCGAGACCUAACUUAUUCAGUCCAGCAAGACUCAGAUAGCAAGCAUGUGGACGUGCAUCUAGUUCAACUCAAGGACAUCUGUGAAGAUAUCUCUGAUCAUGUUGAACAAAUCCAUGCCCUCCUAGAAACAGAGUUCUCCCUAAAGCUGCUGUCUUACUCUGUCAACGUGAUUGUGGACAUCCACGCGGUGCAGCUCCUCUGGCACCAGCUCCGAGUCUCGGUGCUGGUUCUGCGGGAGCGCAUUCUGCAAGGUCUGCAGGACGCCAAUGGGAACUACACCAGGCAGACGGACAUUCUGCAAGCUUUCUCUGAAGAGACAAAGGAAGGCCGACUUGAUUCUCUAACGGAAGUGGAUGACUCAGGACAGCUAACUAUCAAAUGCUCUCAAAAUUACUUAUCUCUGGACUGUGGUAUUACUGCUUUUGAACUGUCUGACUACAGUCCAAGUGAGGAUUUGCUCGGUGGCCUGGGUGACAUGACCUCUAGCCAGGCCAAAACCAAACCGUUUGACUCUUGGAGCUACAGUGAGAUGGAAAAGGAGUUCCCGGAGCUUAUCCGAAGUGUUGGGUUGCUUACAGUGGCCACUGAUCCCAUCCCUUCCAACUGCAGUGAAGCAGUUAGCGAGGAGGUGUCUCAAGUAUCUCUUUCAGCAGAUGACAAAGGUGGAUGUGAGGAAAACAACGCUUCCACAGCCAAAGAGCUCCCAGGCCUAACCCCAGGGACAUCAUCUUUAGGGGAAGCUCUGAAAAAUGAUGUUAAACCCUCUUCUGAGACCACAAAGCAAGAAUCCAAUUCCUCCUCCCAUCUUGGUGCAAAGAACCAACAGCCUCUUCCUUGUGAAAAUACAACCCCUAAGCGAUCCAUCAGAGACUGCUUUAAUUAUAAUGAGGACUCUCCCACGCAGCCCACAUUACCAAAGAGAGGGCUUUUCCUUAAAGAGGAGAGUUUUAAGAAUGAUCGGAAAGGCAGUGGUGGAAAGAAGCAGAUGGUUGAUCUAAAGCCCGAGAUGAGCAGAAGCACACCCUCCCUGGUGGACCCUCCAGACAGAUCGAAACUCUGCCUGGUGUUACAGUCUUCCUAUCCCAGCAGCGCUUCAGCUGCCAGCCAGUCAUAUGAGUGUUUGCGCAAGCUGGGUGUUGGAAAUCUUGAAAACACAGUCAAAACUCACAUUAAGGAAAUCUCUUCCAGCCUGGGAAGGCUUAACGACUGCCGUAAAGAGAAACCUCGACUUAAAAAGUCUCGUGAGACCCCAGAAGAGGCCUCUCUUUGCCGAACACCUGAAAAGGGAACUGACUCAGGUAAUCCAGAUGAAAACACAAGAAAGUCAAUAGUGCAGAAUGGAAUUCUUUCUUGUAUUUCCAAGGUUAUAGAGGGGCCAGAAACAGAUUCUGCUUCCACAUCCUCAUUCGAGCCAAGUAAUCAAAGAAGUUGGAAUGCCCAAAUGCCAGUGCAGUUAGAAACAUCCAGUUCACCACCUUGCACUCAAAGCAGCGAAUCGUCUGUUGGCUCAGACUCCAUCAUGUCUCCAUUACCCCUUCUUUCAAAACACAAAAGCAAGAAAAGUUACUCCUCCUCCCCAAGUCACGUUACCAGAAACGGUCAGGUUGUGGAGGCCUGGUAUGGCUCUGACGAAUACCUAGCACUGCCCUCUCACCUUAAGCAGACAGAAGUAUUAGCUUUGAAGUUGGAAAACCUAACAAAGCUUCUGCCUCACAAACCCAGAGGAGAAACCAUUCAGAAUAUUGAUGACUGGGAACUGUCUGAGAUGAAUUCAGAUUCUGAGAUCUACCCAACUUACCAUGUCAAAAAGAAACAUACAAGGCUAGGCAGAGUGUCUCCAAGCUCAUCCAGUGACAUAGCCUCUUCACUGGGGGAGAGUGUUGAAUCUGGGCCCUUGAGUGACAUUCUUUCUGAUGAGGACCUAUGUCUGCCUCUCUCUGGCAUGAAAAAAUACAAUGAUGAGAAGUCAGAGAGGACUUCUUCUUCGGAGAAAAAUGAGAGCCAUUCUGCCACGAAAUCAGCUUUAAUUCAAAAACUCAUGCAAGAUAUUCAACACCAAGAUAACUAUGAAGCCAUAUGGGAAAAAAUAGAGGGGUUUGUUAACAAGCUGGAUGAAUUCAUUCAAUGGUUAAAUGAAGCCAUGGAAACCACUGAGAAUUGGACUCCUCCGAGAGCAGAGACGGAUAGCCUGAAACUGUACCUGGAGACACACUUGAGUUUUAAGUUGAAUGUAGACAGUCACUGUGCUCUCAAGGAAGCUGUGGAGGAGGAAGGACACCAACUUCUCGAGCUUUUUGCAUCUCACAAAGCAGGACUGAAGGACAUGCUGCGGAUGAUUGCAAGUCAAUGGAAGGAGCUGCAGAGGCAAAUCAAACGGCAGCACAGCUGGAUUCUCAGGGCUCUGGAUACCAUCAAAGCUGAGAUACUGGCUACUGAUGUGUCUGUGGAGGAUGAGGAAGGGACUGGAAGCCCCAAGGCUGAGGUUCAGCUAUGCUACCUGGAAGCACAAAGAGAUGCUGUUGAGCAGAUGUCCCUCAAGCUGUACAGUGAGCAGUACACCAGCAGCAGCAAGAGAAAAGAAGAGUUUGCUGAUAUGUCAAAAGUUCAUUCUGUGGGAAGUAAUGGGCUUCUGGACUUUGAUUCAGAAUAUCAGGAGCUCUGGGAUUGGCUGAUUGACAUGGAGUCCCUCGUGAUGGACAGCCACGACCUGAUGAUGUCAGAGGAGCAGCAGCAGCAUCUUUACAAGCGAUACAGUGUGGAAAUGUCCAUCAGGCACCCAAAAAAGACAGAGCUGCUUACUAAGGUUGAAGCUUUGAAGAAAGGUGGCGUUUUACUGCCAAAUGAUCUCCUUGAAAAAGUGGAUUCAAUUAAUGAAAAAUGGGAACUGCUUGGGAAAACCCUAGGAGAGAAGAUCCAGGACACAAUGGCAGGGCACAGUGGGUCGAGUCCACGUGACCUGCUCUCUCCUGAAAGCGGAAGCCUGGUAAGGCAGCUGGAGGUCAGGAUCAAAGAGCUAAAAGGGUGGCUAAGAGAUACAGAGCUUUUCAUCUUCAAUUCCUGCCUGAGACAAGAAAAAGAAGGAACAAUGAAUGCGGAGAAACAACUGCAAUACUUUAAGUCCCUCUGCAAUGAAAUCAAGCAGCGACGUCGUGGAGUAGCCUCCAUUCUGCGAUUAUGCCAGCAUCUUCUGGAUGACCGAGAGACCUGUAAUCUGAACGCAGACCACCAGCCCAUGCAGCUGAUCAUUGUAAAUCUUGAAAGAAGAUGGGAAGCCAUUGUCAUGCAAGCUGUCCAGUGGCAAACGCGGCUACAAAAGAAGUUGGGAAAGGAGUCUGAGACUUUGAAUGUGAUUGAUCCUGGCUUGAUGGACCUAAACGGGACAAGUGAGGAUGCUCUGGAAUGGGAUGAAACUGACAUAAGUAAUAAAUUAAUUAGUUUGAAUGAAGAAUCAAAUGACCUUGAUCAAGAACACCAAUCUGUCAUGCCUUCCAUGAACCUUGAAGAGACAGGGAGUGAGGACCCUGGUUAUGAAGAGGAGGAAGGUGAUCUUGGGGGAUCUCACUAUGCCUCAAGUAUUACUGCCCCCUCCAGUCCACACAUUUACCAAGUGUACAGCCUCCACAAUGUAGAACUCUAUGAGGACAACCACGUGCCCUUUCUGAAAAACAAUCCAAAGUUCGCCAGCAUGACACAGCCUAGUGUUUUAACUAAGAGUCUCAGUAAAGACUCUUCAUUUUCAUCUACCAAAUCACUGCCAGAUCUUCUAGGGGGAACCAAUUUGGUGAAGCCCUGCCCAUGCCAUGGAGGGGACAUGAGCCAGAAUUCAGGCAGUGAGAGUGGAAUCGUCAGUGAAGGAGACACUGAAACCACUACUAACUCUGAAAUGUGCUUGCUCAAUGCAGUGGAUGGGUCCUCAAGUAACCCUGAAACCGAACAUCUGGACCCACAAGUAGGAGAUGCAGUUAACGCGGUAACUCAAAAAUUUAAAGAUGAGGAGGAACUUCCAAAUAGCUCUCAGUCAUCCAUUUCACCAGUGAGUUGUGUAAAUGGAAAAGUUGGAGAUUUAAGCAGUGUUACCAAACAUACCCCUGAUUGUUUGGGAGAAGAAUUACAAGGAAAACAUGAUGUGUUUACAUUUUAUGAUUACUCAUACCUCCAAGGCUCAAAACUCAAAUUACCAAUGAUAAUGAAACAGUCACAAAGUGAAAAAGCAAAUGUGGAGGAUCCUCUGCUUCAUGGUUUUUAUUUUGAUAAAAAAUCCUGCAAAUCUAAAUAUCAGGGUACAGAGUUACAACCAGAUGCACCUCCCCAUGAAAGGCUUUUGGCAAGUGCGUCCCAUGACAUGGAUCGCAAUUCAUAUAAAAGUGGUGAUGUAGAGAAGACAUUCACUGGCAUGCAGAAUGCCAAACCACUUUCUCUUUUAUCUCAUAGUUCAUCCAUCGAGUCGCUUUCUCCAGGGGGUGACUUAUUUGCAUUGGGCACCUUUAAAAAUGGCAGUGACAGCCUCCAGCGAAGCACUUCUUUAGAAAGUUGGUUGACAUCCUAUAAAAGCAAUGAAGAUCUUUUUAGCUGUCACAGCUCUGGGAACAUAAGUGCCAGCAGUGGCUCGGUUGGUGAACUGAGCAAAAGGACAUUAGAUCUCCUGAAUCGUUUGGAGAAUAUCCAGAGCCCCUCAGAGCAAAAGAUAAAGCGAAGUGUUUCUGAUAUUACUCUCCAAAGCAGUUCCCAAAAGAUGUCCUUUACUGGCCAGCUGUCAUUGGACAUAGCAUCUUCUAUCAAUGAAGACUCGGCGGCAUCUCUUACAGAACUUAGCAGCAGUGAUGAGCUCUCUCUUUGCUCAGAGGAUAUCGUGUUACACAAGAACAAGAUCCCGGAAUCGAAUGCAUCUUUCAGAAAGCGCUUGACUCAUUCAGUGGCUGAUGAAAGCGACGUCAAUGUCAGCAUGAUCGUUAAUGUCUCUUGCACCUCUGCUUGCACUGAUGAUGAAGAUGACAGCGAUCUCCUCUCCAGCUCUACGCUCACCUUGACGGAAGAAGAGCUAUGCAUCAAAGAUGAGGAUGAUGACUCCAGUAUUGCAACAGAUGAUGAAAUUUAUGAAGAUUGCAACUUGAUGUCAGGGCUGGACUAUAUAAAGAAUGAACUGCAGACCUGGAUUAGGCCAAAGUUAUCCCUGACAAGAGAUAAGAGAAGGUGCACUCUGAGUGAUGAAAUAAAGAGCAGUAAAGAUGUAAGUAGUAGCAAGAUGACCAAUCCCUCUGAUACCCUGAACAUUGAGGCCCUUCUAAAUGGCUCCAUGAAAAGUCUCUCUGAAAAUAAUGGAAAUGGUAAGAAUUUAUCCCAUACCCAUGAGUUAGGGACAAAGGGUGAAAAUAAGAAAAAUAUUUUCAAAGUUAACAAGGAUCCAUAUGUGGCUGACAUGGAGAACGGUAAUAUUGAGAGUACUUCAGAAAGGAAGAAGGACAAACUGGAUGGUAUUUCAAAGGUAUCAGAAAAUCUUGGUUCAGCUGGGAAAAAGAUUUCAGAGAGUGAACUUUGUAAGUGUAAAGCAUUUAUAGGUAGCUCAGAUGAUACAAAUACUGCUGGAAAGGAAUUUGUUCCCCAAACUGUUAGACAUCUUUCAAAGAAAUGUCAAAACCACAAUUUGGAAAAUCAAAGUGUUACUUCGGUUUCCACUGAGAAGUCUUGCCCAGAACUCCCUUCAGAAACCAGAGUUAUCAAUAGACAAGACUCUGAUGUGCUGAAAUCUUCAUCUGUUGAUACACCAAGUAUGGGUGGAAAAUCUGCCGGUUGUUGCCCAGCACUUGAAGAAAAUGAAACAGAGGAAAAUGCUGCUAUCAGCGACAACAUUUCCUGUUGCAACUGUGAGCCAGAUGUUUUCCAUCAAAAAGAUGCUGAAGACUGCUCAGUACACGACUUUGUUAAGGAAAUCAUUGACAUGGCUUCAACAGCCCUAAAAAGUAAAUCUCAACCUGAAAAUGAGGCAACUACUCCUACUUCAUUAACUCAAAUCAAGGAGAAAGUGUUGGAACAUUCUCACCGGCCCAUCCAGCUGAGAAAAGGGGACUUUUAUUCCUACUUAUCUCUCUCAUCUCAUGACAGCGACUGUGGGGAGGUCACCAAUUACAUAGAAGAGAAGAGCCAUACUCCAUUGCCUCUGGACACUGCUGACUCUGGUUUAGAUGACAAGGAAGACAUUGAAUGCUUCUUUGAGGCCUGUGUAGAGGAUGACCCUGAUGGAGAGGAGCCCUGUUUUGCUAGUGCUCCUCCAAGUGAACCUGCAGUUCCUGAUGAAGCUGCAGUGUCACUACAAGCCAAUGAUGCAGAUAUGGUGGCUCUUUCAAGCCCUCCACCUCAGAAAGGAUCUGAUGUGGGAAAGGAAGUGGAUGGUCCUCCCCAAACUUCUAGUGGCUGUGAAGAAACUUCAGAGUUAACAACUCCCUCAAGGCUGGGCAGUGAAAAGGAGAGCCUAGGAAACCUAGGUGGAUCUGGAAUGCCAGAGUACAAUGCUGCUUCAGCCAAAUCUAUAGCUCCAGGCCUUUCCUUGAAGGCAAAGCAGCCAAAACAAAAGGCUGCAUUGCAUCCCAGUCCCACAACUUUAGCCUGUGAGGAAAAUCUUCUAAACCUUCAUGAAAAAAGACACAGAAAUAUGCAUAGGUAGAAUGUAACC